AAUGUUUUCCGACAGUAAAGUUGCCGGGCAGGAGAUUAAUGGGCUCGGGGCUUCGGAAGUGAAGCUGGAAAUUGUCCUGCCGUCUCGCAGACUGCCGCCGACAUGCAUCUCUACAACCUGACGCUGCAGCGAGCGUCAGGCAUCACACACGCCGUCCAUGGCAACUUCUCCGGCACGCGCUCCCAGGAGUUGGUGGUGUCUCGGGGGCGCUCGCUCGAACUGCUCAGACCCGACCCUAACACUGGCAAGGUUCACACCAUCCUGACGACUGAUAUAUUUGGAGUGAUCCGCUCGUUGAUGUCCUUCAGGUUAACCGGCGGAAAUAAAGAUUAUGUUGUUGUUGGGUCCGACUCUGGUCGCAUCACCAUCUUGGAGUACAACCAGGCCAAGAACCAGUUUGAGAGAAUCCAUAUGGAGACCUUCGGGAAGAGUGGAUGUCGACGGAUUGUCCCUGGGCAGUAUCUGGCCAUCGACCCCAAGGGCAGGGCUGUUAUGAUCGGUGCCGUUGAGAAACAGAAGCUGGUGUACAUCCUGAACAGAGACGCCGCAGCAAGACUCACCAUUUCAUCACCGUUAGAGGCUCAUAAAAGCAACACUCUUGUGUAUCACACUGUUGGAGUCGAUGUUGGCUUUGAAAACCCCUUAUUUGCUUGCUUAGAGAUUGACUAUGAGGAAGCUGACACGGAUCCUACAGGAGAGGCCGUACACAGGACGCAGCAGACUCUCACCUUCUAUGAACUGGAUCUCGGACUCAAUCAUGUUGUCAGGAAAUAUCACGAACCUCUGGAGGAACACGCAAACUUUCUCAUCUCUGUUCCAGGUGGUAAUGAUGGGCCAUCUGGCGUGUUAGUGUGCUCAGAGAACUACAUAACCUACAAGAACUUGGGCGACCAGCCAGAUAUCCGUUGUCCCAUACCUCGCAGAAGGAAUGAUCUUGAUGACCCGGAGCGAGGAAUGAUCUUCAUCUGCGCCGCCACCCACAAAACUCGCUCCAUGUUCUUUUUCCUCGCCCAGACAGAGCAGGGUGACAUCUUCAAGAUUACUCUAGAAAGGGAAAGGGAGGUUGUGACGGAGAUCAAGCUGAAAUUUUUCGACACCGUUCCGCCGGCGACGGCCAUGUGUGUUCUCAAGACUGGCUUCCUCUUUGUUGCCUCGGAGUUUGGUAACAUUAUCUUUAAACAGAUUGCUCACCUCGGUGACGACGACGAUGAACCGGAGUUCAGCUCAGCCAUGCCCCUGGAGGAAGGCGAUACCUUCUUCUACGCUCCCAGGCAGCUACAGAACCUGGUGUUGGUCGAUGAACUCGACUCGCUCUCCCCCAUCAUGGCUUGUCAGAUUGCUGAUUUGGCCAAUGAGGACACACCACAGUUGUACACAGUGUGUGGCCGAGGUCCACGGUCGUCGCUGCGAGUGCUGCGCCACGGCUUGGAGGUCAGCGAGAUGGCAGUGUCAGAGCUGCCUGGCAACCCCACUGCCGUCUGGACUGUCAGGAAACGUAGCGAAGAUCAGUACGAUUCGUACAUCAUCGUGUCCUUCGUGAACGCCACGCUGGUGCUGAGCAUCGGUGAAACGGUAGAGGAAGUGACGGACUCUGGCUUCCUGGGCACCACCCCAACCCUGGCUUGUUCCCAGCUUGGUGACGACGCACUGGUGCAGGUCUACCCAGAUGGCAUCCGCCACAUCCGUGCAGAUCGGCGCGUCAACGAGUGGAAAGCUCCAGGAAAGAAGACGAUUGUCAGAUGCGCCCUCAACCAGCGCCAGGUCAUCAUUGCUUUGACUGGAGGAGAGAUCGUCUACUUCGAGAUGGAUCCGGUGAGUGUUAAUGCAUUUGUGACGGAACAUGGGUGGUUUUUUUUUUCAACACCGGCCAGGUGUGACCAGGAGGCCUGGUCACAGACCGGGCCGCGGGGGCGUUGACCCCCGGAACUCUCUCCAGGUAAA
Messenger RNA from Cherax quadricarinatus, 1941 nucleotides. The record is from RefSeq and is a predicted model, not a curated record. NCBI's taxonomy places the organism in Eukaryota, Metazoa, Arthropoda, Malacostraca, Decapoda, Parastacidae.